Durusdinium trenchii is the source of this 1188-nucleotide messenger RNA. NCBI's taxonomy places the organism in Eukaryota, Dinophyceae, Suessiales, Symbiodiniaceae. The record is from the annotation of a GenBank genome assembly.
GGGACUUGUCAUGAUUGUGAGCUCCAGCAAGCCAUGGUUCUGAUCGAAGUGCUGUGAUAGGGCGAGGGCAUUCUGCUAUGGCCUUGUGGGUGUUGCACCCCUAGUGGCUGUAUAUAAACAGAUUGGAGUGAAGUCAUUGCCAACGAACAGAGACUGUGCCAAAUGAGCAGAUUUAGGGUUGUGGUCGGCAUCGUCAUUGCCAUAAGCCUGGUUGCUUCUUCUGUGGUGAGCUUUUGGAUAACGAGGCAGCAAGAUCCUUUAGAAGAAUUGGGGGUGAGACCAACCUACCCAAGAGGUGCGUUGCCUGGUGACAAGAUUCAGGCAUACCUACAGCUAAAGGAAAAGAUGCGCGAUGAGUUCGCCAAGGAUGCUGUGGGCGACUUGUGGGUUUGCAAAUUGCCUGCUCAUGCUAAAGACAUGCUCAAGUACAGGCUGAUGCAACGAGCCAUUGGAGAUAUGUCUUUGCUGCAAAAAAUUGAUGCAGAUGCGCGUGGCUAUUGGAAGCUCUUUUCCAAGGGCAUCAUUACUUCGAAGUUUUGGAACUCUGUGCUGGCAGCAGAGCGAGAGCUGUCUCAGGAAAUAGAAGCAGUCAAAAAUGAGGCUUUGGCGAUUGAGCCUUCUCAUGACCCGCAAGGCAUUGUGUCUGAGGCAAUGCAGCUGGUUGUGAGAUAUGGUGACAAGAUUUGGGACAAGUUUCCAGAACCACCAGACAAUGCAUCAGGAGGUUCGAAUGCGCUAGCUGCAGCAGCAAAGGCAGUUGCGGCUGCUGGGGGUAUGCCGAGACCUCCUGGAGCACCUGGAUCUUUUCCACCACCUCCAGGACCUCCGCCACCUCAGCAAGGUGGCUCUACAGACACCUACAAGUGGCGGCAGGACACUGAGGAAGUUGAAGUCUCUGUGAUCGUGCCUGACAACACAGCAAAAGCGGAUGUCAAGGUGCAGUUUCAGAGCAAGUCCCUCAAGGUCUUGCAUUCGGGAAAGAUGUUGGUGGAGGGAGCGCUCGCUUCACCAUGUUGUCCAGAAGGUUGCACAUGGACACUGAGCAAGGGCCACGUAGUGGUGACCUUAGAGAAGGCCAGUCCAAAGCCCUGGCGGUCACUUUUCGCAGAGACUUCCUAAAGAUGGGUCGCAGAGACUGCAAGGAGUCAAAAGGGAAGGCAGCCCGGUCGCUCGUGUUCAGAUGCGGAC